This is a messenger RNA of Penicillium olsonii, 2778 nucleotides long. The record is from the annotation of a GenBank genome assembly. Lineage: Eukaryota; Fungi; Ascomycota; Eurotiomycetes; Eurotiales; Aspergillaceae.
AUGAGCACCGAAUACCAAGAACAUUCCGACGGCCAAGGCAGCCCGGCCCCGAGCAAUGCUGGCUCGACGGGUACUUCGGGUAUCACAACAUGCCAUGCUCGAAAGGUACGAUGUGAUGCCGCUAGUCUAGGGGUGCCCUGCACCAAUUGUGUCGCCUUUUCCAUCGAAUGCAAGAUCCCCUCACCGAAACGGAAGAAGAACAACCAGAACAAAACCAAGGAAGAAAAUUCGUAUGGCGACAGUCCGCCGCAAUCCGCCUCUUCCCUCGUCGACGCCGCGGUCGCUCACUUCCGACCCGAUAACGAGGAUGAGGCGCGGCGCACCGGUUCGAUCUCGGCGCCAAAGCAACCCGAGCGAGGCCGGGAUCCGGAAGACAAGAGCAAUGCGUUUGGAUAUCGGAAUGAUCGCAUGGGCGUUGAGGGCAUGCCCACCACCGCCCUCUCCGAGGCCGAAGCCGCCCAACAGGCGUCGGCCAAUAAUGCAUAUGCUCAGUUCAUGAAGCCCAAGUUUGCUCGCGCGCCCAUCAAAGAAGCUGGUCGGGUUGCUUAUUUGGGCGAGUCUUCCAAUCUGUCUCUUUUGGUACAGGAUCGCCAUGGCACGACAGACGUCGUGCAUUAUCCACUCCCACCCAAUGUCCGAGGCUCUCGUGCCCGGCUCACUGAUUUGGAUAACUUGGAAAUUGAUAUCUUGCACCAGCGGGGUGCAUUCCUGCUUCCGCCCAAGCAGCUGUGUGAUGAGUUGGUCGAGGCCUACUUCAAAUGGGUCGCUCCGGUGGUACCCAUCAUCAACAAGAGUCGAUUUAUGCGUCACUACCGGGACCCCAAGAACCCUCCCUCCCUGCUGCUGUUGCAAGCGAUUCUGCUGGCAGGAUCGCGAGUCUGUACCAACCAGCAGUUGAUGGAUGCGAAUGGUUCUACGACUCCUGCUGCGAUGACUUUCUACAAGCGCGCUAAAGCGCUUUAUGAUGCUAACUACGAAGAUGACCGGGUCACCAUUGUCCAAGCACUGGUACUUCUAGGCUGGUACUGGGAGGGACCUGAAGAUGUUACUAAGAAUGUGUUUUAUUGGACGCGGGUCGCAAUGGUUGUCGCUCAAGGCUCUGGAAUGCACCGCAGUGUCGAAAUGUCUCAACUGAAUAAACCAGACAAGCGCCUUUGGAAGAGAAUUUGGUGGACCUUGUUCACUCGUGAUCGUUCGGUCGCCGUUGCUCUGGGACGGCCCAUCGGAAUCAACACGGACGAUUCGGAUGUAGAGAUGGUAACCGAGGAUGAUUUCAUUGAGGACGAGCUGGACGCCCCCGCCGAAUACCCCGCCGAUCCCGUUCACGUCCAGUUCUUUUUGCAAUAUGUCAAGCUCUGUGAAAUCAUGGGCUUGGUUCUGUCGCAGCAGUACUCCGUGGCUUCCAAGUCCCGGCGCAUGAACGCAAUGGACCUCACCCAUUCAGACAUGGCUUUGGCCGAUUGGUUGCAGAACUGUCCUAAGGAAGUAUGCUGGCAACGAUCCCGGCAUCACUUCUGGGCAGCUCUUUUACAUUCGAACUAUUACACUACGCUGUGUCUUCUGCAUAGAGCUCACAUGCCGCCUGCUUCAUCUGCGCCGAAUAAUUACAGAGUUGAAGAAAUGGCCUAUCCUUCACGCACAAUUGCCUUCCAAGCCGCGGGCAUGAUUACAUCUAUUGUCGAGAACCUGCAGGCGCACGGAGAGAUCCGGUACACCCCGGCGUUCAUUGUCUACAGCUUGUUCUCUGCAUUGAUCAUGCACGUGUAUCAGAUGCGCUCGUCGGUUCCUUCAAUCGUGGCCACGUGCCAGGAAAGAAUCAACGUCUGCAUGCUGGCCCUGAAGGAUGUAUCGAAGGUCUGGUUGGUCGCCAAGAUGGUGAAUACCCUCUUUGAGUCGAUUCUCGGGAACAAGGUGCUGGAGGAGCGACUUCAGAAGGCCGCCGGCCGAAGACACCAACGCUCGUCUCGACCUGGCGAACCAGCUCCCAAGAAGCCCGACCCCCCGAAGCGCAAGUUCGACGACAUGGAUCUGGGUAUGCCGAACGGUGGUGGCCCUACACCACCCGUAUCAUACGAGCGAUCCAGGCCCCAGACCCCUGCCGUCACACCUUCGCGAGAACUGAACCAGCCAGCACCUGGCCCUCAACAGUCUCCCAACCCACACCGCGGCCACCACGACCCAAUUGCUGGAACUGGUAAUUCGCGUGCCAACACUCGGCCAACGACACCCUUCAAUGGCCAAUUUUCUCUUCCCGCCACGCCCCCAGACUUCUUCCUCGUGACUCGCACCUCCCCCAAUCUUUCCCCCUCUCUCUGGGAGAACUUCCAGCCCGACCAGCUCUUCCCAGAUGGCACAAACUUCUUCCCCGAGCUGACCUCGCCCCAACCGCCAUCCGCGUCCGUCGACCCCAACCUGCAAAUCCCAUCUCAAAUGCCCGGCAUGGCGCCCCGCCCUCCAAUGAUGAACAGCCAGCCCGUGCAUGGCCGCAGCAUGUCCGUUUCGCAAGGCAGCCCACCCAUGAUGACCGGCAUUCCCGGCACCAUGGGCAUGCAGCCUCAGCAUCCACAGAUGUUCAUGGAAGGCCAACAGCAGCCCUGGCCACCUAUGCAGGGUCUUGACGGAACGAUGAGUGGAGCUGCGAUGGACGCCGCCAGCCAAGACAAUGACAAUUGGAGCAGUAGCUCUCGUAGCGGACCUACCGCGCCGACUACGCUCAAUGUCGAGGAUUGGUUCCAAUUCUUUGGUAUAAAUGGAGGCUUUGGAGACCUGGCUGCUUGA